AAAUGAGACAUGGAUGCGCCUUCAUUCUCAACUAGUCAUUACAUGGUGAAAAAGUAUUUACAAUGGUGAUCCUUAGCAUCUACAUCGUAUCCAAGUCUGGCGGACUCAUCUAUCAUUAUGAUCAGAAUCCGCCGAAGGUGGAGGUCGAGAAAGUUUAUAGCUAUCCUCUUCCAUUCAAGCUGGAAGUCCAGAAUAAGAAAGUGAUCGUCACUUUCGGCGAACAGGAUGCUGUGAGAGUUGGUCAUGCAGUCCUGGCAAUUAAUGGAGUAGCCUGCAAUGGAUUGACGUUGUCUGAUGGGAAGGAUAUCAUGGAACUGCUCAAUGAUCCAACUCAGUAUCCCCUGAAUGUGAAGUUCGGAAGGCCACCCAUCUCUACUAAUGACAAGCUAUUUCUGGCAUCCAUGUUUUACCCUCUUUUUGCAAUUGCAUGCCAACUGAGCCCUGAGCAUGGAAGUUCUGGCAUUCAAGUCCUUGAAGCAGACACUUUCCGAAUGCACUGCUUUCAGACAUUGACAGGUGUGAAGUUUCUGGUGCUGGCAGACCCAAAACAAACUGGAGUGGAAAAUUUAUUAAGGAAGAUCUAUGAGUUGUAUGCAGACUAUGCCUUGAAGAACCCAUUCUACUCUUUGGAGAUGCCAAUUCGUUGUGAAUUGUUUGAAAUGAACCUCCAGGCUUCCUUAGAACAAAUGGAGAAAGGGGGUCUUCCUGGCACCUAAUGAAUAGUGAUGUGCUAAGAACAAGGUCUAUGAAUAUCAUCAACUUGUCUCUUCAUGAUUCAUCUGUGAUGUAGGCUUGAAACCUUGAAUUUCAUGAAGAAGAAAAGAAGAAUUUUGAUUGGUUGUCAUGGCUUAUGGGUCAUCAUUGAUUGGUUGUCAUGGCUAAUGGAUCAUCAUCCUGACCAGGCUAUCAUCAACAGAUAUAUAUGUUGACUCCCCCUCCAAUGUGAUUUUCAUUGUUUGAG
Molecule: messenger RNA, 961 nt
Organism: Darwinula stevensoni
Lineage: Eukaryota; Metazoa; Arthropoda; Ostracoda; Podocopida; Darwinulidae
Source: the annotation of a GenBank genome assembly